This is a messenger RNA of Ilex paraguariensis (yerba mate), 959 nucleotides long. The record is from the annotation of a GenBank genome assembly. NCBI's taxonomy places the organism in Eukaryota, Viridiplantae, Streptophyta, Magnoliopsida, Aquifoliales, Aquifoliaceae.
CCCAAGUCCGAACCUCAAAAGAAUUUGCAUUCUCUCCAACAAGUUCAAACAUGAAGAACCAACGUCCACUUUCCCUCCUCUCCACCCUCUUCUCCGCCUUACUCCUCCACCUCUGCCCAACCGCCACCGUCGGAUACUACUACAAUACCGCCGCCACCACCACCUUUACCGAUGCCACCACCGACACCAAUUUCAUCCGUACAAGCUGCGAAACAACUCUCUACCCUGAUCUUUGUUACACCUCCCUCUCCGGCUACGCCAACGCUGUCCAACAAGACCCCGCUCGGUUGGCUCGAGUAGCCAUCGGAGUCAGCCUCUCCAAAGCCCGCCACAUGUCCGCCUACGUCGCCAACCUCACCCGCCGAGCCGACUACGGAGACCAGCCUCGAGCUGCAGCUGCUCUCCACGACUGUUUCUCUGUAUUCGGCGACGCCGUGGACCAAAUUCGCGGUUCGCUUAAGCAGAUGCGCCAGCUCGGAGGCUCCGGCGAGUCGCUGAGGUUUCAAAUGAGUAACGUUCAGACUUGGAUGAGUGCAGCUUUAACCAAUGAGGACACCUGUACGGACGGAUUUGACGAUGUGCCUGAUGGGUCCCUGAAAUCAGACGUCUGUGAUAGGGUUGUGAGAGUGAGGGAGGUGACCAGUAAUGCACUUGCUUUGGUUAAUAGUUUCGUGGCUAAAGUGACAACCCCGUGAUGAGUUGUUAAAAUUAUGAGACAAAAGUAGGUCAAUUAGGUUAAUCUCUGUGCUGUUAUAGAUAAUGAAAACUGUCAUUAGUUGUUAAGUGACUGUAUAUGGUUUUUCAUUUUUAUUUUUAUUUUUUUUUUCUUUUGUAUUGUCUUUUGUGCUCGCUCAUUCUCUGAUCAAUGAAAGAAAGAAAAUGAAGGUGAAAAAGGGUUGUUGUAAGAAGUUUUUCUUUCAUCGAAAUUGCGAGAUCUUCAAGACUAUAAUUAGUGCAAG